This is a messenger RNA of Colias croceus (clouded yellow), 1809 nucleotides long. RefSeq names its product S-phase kinase-associated protein 2-like. The transcript is spliced from 14 exons. Bases 75 to 1598 code for a protein of 507 amino acids. Gene Ontology annotation, molecular function: protein binding. Lineage: Eukaryota; Metazoa; Arthropoda; Insecta; Lepidoptera; Pieridae. The record is from RefSeq and is a predicted model, not a curated record. Gene Ontology annotation, cellular component: SCF ubiquitin ligase complex. Gene Ontology annotation, biological process: SCF-dependent proteasomal ubiquitin-dependent protein catabolic process.
AAUAGUAUUUUCUUUUGCUUUGCGGUGAUGUUGCACGAAUAAAGUUGAAUAAAGAUUAUAAUUUUAACAUAAUAAUGAAUGCUAAUGUCGAUACAGAAGAUUGCCAAGCAUUAUCAGCAAUAGACGAAGUUGAAAGUCCGCGGAAGCGAAUGCGUUUGGACUCGUCUGGGCGCAAAAGCUGGAGCAUGAUGGACCGUAAAACCGAUACCGAAGUAUUACAGGAAAUGGGUGUGAGUGUAUUAGAUCAAGAUGACUCUGAGACUCCAUGUGAAAGUUCUAGCGCUACGAAAUCCCUAAAACGCAAACACGAUAUAGAAAACGUAAAUCCAAAUAUAAAUGGUGUGACAUCACCGCGAAGCAGGUAUAGUCCUAAAAUAGCGAAAACCAAAUGCAGUCCCAGCCCUGGUCCUUCGAGGAGCCCUAGGAGCUUGGAGAAAGCGAAACCUCUCCAAGAUGUAUUGGAAUCGUCCCUCAUACAAGAGUAUCAUAUAGACGAAGAUACCCCGUUGGCCCAAAUAUAUGGUGGGUAUGGGGCGUAUAUAGCUUCUAGCGGGACGAAAGGAAAUGCUAGUACACGUCUAGGCCUUGAAGAACAAGAGAUUCUAGCUAGGAAAGAGAAAUUCGAGCCAAGCGGUGCGGACACAUUCACAUUACUGUCAGACGAAAUGAUUCUAAGCGUUUUUAAAUGGUUGCCGAAAAGGACACUGGCACAUUGUAUGACUGUGUGCAAACGAUGGUACCGAGUGGCCUGCGAUGAAACACUAUGGCAAAGAUUAGAUCUAGGCAAUAAGACAUUAUCUAAAGAUGCUCUAGGAAGGAUAUUGUGUAGGAAACCUAUUAUUUUGAGAUUAGCUAGUUCAGAAAUCGGCGAUUGGAUCCCACAAACAAUCACAACGACACGUAUUCAAUACUUAGACCUCAGCAUGAGUGCUAUAUCACGACAAACGUUGGCCAAGUUGGUCGAACAUUGCCCAUCGUUGCGGAAACUCAGCUUGGAGAGCUUGCCGCUAGAUGAUGGGAUAAUGGCGUUGAUUGGACAGUGCUCGAGUUUAGAAACAUUAAAUUUAACCAUGGCUCAGGGAAUCACACCGGAAGGCUUGAAGAGCUUACUCGAUGGAUGUACUUGCCUACAAUCACUAAACAUAUCUUGGUGCAAUUUAAACGAAGAAGCGUUGAACAUUUUAGUAACAUGUCUACCGUCCAAAUUACAAAGGUUAAAUUUGAGUGGAGCGAGGAUUAUGAAUGAUGAAACUGUAUCUCAACUGGCAGUCCGUUGUCCACGUCUCUUAGAACUGGAUCUAUCAGAUUGUCCGCUACUUGGCCGAGCGGCUUUGAAUGCACUACUACCAUUAUCAAGAUUGGAACAUUUAGCAUUGAGCCGAUGUUAUUUACUGCCUCCGCAUGCUUUAACUAAACUAAGCAGUAUGACGGCACUACAAUAUCUAGAAGUGUGGGGAAUGUUGCCCGCCAUUUCUUUGAGUGCAUUGAGAGCAGCCACACCGCACAUACAGAUCAACCAGUUUAUGUUCAGUGCAAUCGCCCGGCCUACAGUUGGAGCCCGACGCACAUCAAUAUGGGGACUGCGGACCAGAGACUGACUUAUUUAGUUACAACUAGCUGUGCCCCGCGGUUUUACCCGCAUUGCUCCGCGUGUUGGUCUUAACGAGAUGAUAUAUAGCCUAUAGCCUUCCUCGAUAAAUGGGCUAUCUAACACGGAAUUAAUUUUUCAAAUCGGACCAGCCCCAAACAGACAAAACAACAGAGACAAACAAGACAAACGUAUCUACAGCUUACGUCAAUCUCAUACAU